AUGAGGGUUGCAAGCCAUGCGAGGAGGCGCAAGGCCUGCGAUCUGUGCGUGUCGAGAAAGAUCAAGUGUGACUUAGCCAAGCCAACCUGUUCAAACUGCAAGCUGUACGGGGUCGAUUGCAGCAUCACCGAAGUUAAAAGUCCGGCUACUACGAGUAGAAGAAAAGCGCCUGCCAGUGAAACAAGCCCGGCUGACUUAUCUUCAACUCUCCACAGGAACGACACAAUAGAGUCACGCUUGACUCACAUUGAAGCAAGACUGGACCAAAUCGCCGCCGAGAAACCAUCCGGAAGUGCAUCACACAAUGCAACCACUUUGAACUUCCAGAACUUUCCCGAGAUCCGCGUGUACAAAGCCUCAGACAUGUGGAACGAAGCCACGACUUUACCUUGCCUUGGCAUUUCACCGCAGUUUCCCACAGGGGCCAUAUUGGCCCAGACAGGAAAGCUUGAGCUGCCGCCACUUCAGGAAGUAAUGGGCGUACUGGAGAGAUACUUCGACAGCUACGGCUGCUACAUGCCUCUGUUUGACAAAGGAUCUUUCAUGAAAAUGACGGUUGACUGGUACUCUGAGAAUGAAAGAAAAGAUCUGAUCCCUUGGGCUGCCAUCAACCUUGUCCUCGCUAUGACAUACCGCAUCAUGGAUGAUGUGCCGAUCGAGCAGCCAAAAUUGGCUCAGUGUAUGAGUAACGUACAGUCCGUCACGACCGAGUUGAUGGCCUGGAGUGAUGAUAUUCUAGGCUUACAGGUUCUACUGGGCAUGAUCAUACUAUUUCAGGGAACAACGAAUCCGCAGCUCGCAAUAGUACUCAUAGGAAGCGCCAUCCGCCUAGCGCAGAGCAUGGGGUUGCCGUCCGCGAGAGCCUCCGACGAUCCCGAUGGAUCAGCGCAACGUGGCCGAGUGUUCUGGAUAGCCUACAUUCUGGACAGGGACCUUGCCCUUCGCGCCAAAGCGCCCUACACUCAGUUCGAUGCCGAAACUGAUCUUGAACUUCCCGGCCAGUUUGGAGAUGAUGACAUGGGAAUACUAGAGUCAUGCACAGGGACUAUUAGGUUCAACUACUUGCGUGCUCGAUCUGAGUUGGCGAUUAUUCAGGGCAAAGUGCACAACUUCCUUUACAGCAGGACAGCUCAACGACUAUCGCAGGAGCAGCGAGCAGAGACCAAGGUCCGUAUCGAACAAAUGCUCUCCAACUGGCGUAGUGCAUUGCCACAAGAGCUCCUGCGAUCAGACAAACUCUUCCAAGAUUUCUCGACAAUCUCAGUUCAUCUUGUGAUGAACAUGUAUAACCGAUACCUCGAAUGCCUCUACAGGAUCCACGGGACCUUUGCUUUUGAUGAGACAUGGACUGACAGGGCGCUGUGUUACCUUUCUCCAACUGUGAUUCCGACUGGGGAUGAUGGAAUCGAUGGUAAGAUCAACCAGAAAGAGAUCAGCCCAAUGCCUAGUGCAUGGUCCGAUUGCGUCGAGCAUUCAAGGCUUGGCCUAGAACUGGCAGCGUUUGGGAGGGAAACAGAGUAUUCGACCUGGCUUCAUGCUUGCUGCAAUCUUUCGGGACUGAUCGUUUUGCUGGUCAACAUCAUCGAGUUCCCUGACCAGCCGUCGGUCAUGUCAGAUUGGAGCUUGAUAGUGAGAAUCCUCAGCAAAUUUGACCAGAUGAAUGACAAAGCAUCGAAUGAGCCAUUCUUUCUGCUCCAGGUAGCUCAUGAACUGGACCGCAAAGCUUCUAGACAGGUCAAGCGAGUCGCCCAUAUGCCGUCACUCAGUCAUCAGGAAGCCGCAUUCUCUGAGCCUUGGGCGAAUCCGGACCUUAUGUUCCGGUAG
Messenger RNA from Fusarium fujikuroi IMI 58289, 1824 nucleotides. RefSeq names its product related to transcriptional activator Mut3p. Gene Ontology annotation, molecular function: DNA-binding transcription factor activity, RNA polymerase II-specific; zinc ion binding; DNA binding. Bases 1 to 1824 code for a protein of 607 amino acids. Gene Ontology annotation, biological process: DNA-templated transcription; regulation of DNA-templated transcription. Lineage: Eukaryota; Fungi; Ascomycota; Sordariomycetes; Hypocreales; Nectriaceae. The record is from RefSeq and is a predicted model, not a curated record. The transcript has 5 exons.